This is a messenger RNA of Penicillium nucicola, 1917 nucleotides long. RefSeq lists its product as uncharacterized. The coding region runs from base 1 to 1917 and encodes 638 amino acids. NCBI's taxonomy places the organism in Eukaryota, Fungi, Ascomycota, Eurotiomycetes, Eurotiales, Aspergillaceae. The record is from RefSeq and is a predicted model, not a curated record. The transcript has a single exon.
AUGGGAUUUCCACGCAUGCUGUUGCGUAAGCAAUGGCUUCUUCAACCUGGAAUGAAGUUAAGAUGGACUCGCUGUCUUUACACUCGACCACAAGCCUCAAAACAAGUACCCCCAUCACCAUCGGAAUUACUUCGAUUCGUCCUAAGAGACUCAACCGAGCCAGGUCUUAACGCAAGCCCAAUUGAUGCUCUACCUUCAGAUCUUCGUGAGGCUUUCAACACUGAGUGGAAAUCUAACAGUCCACCUCCAUCAUUGUGGAAUUCUCUCAAAGGACUUCCUCUAUUGCCCGGAAAAGAGGAGAUCAUCGAUGUCCGUUCCCUGCGAAGCGCUAUUGCGAGAUACGCCAAUGAUAAGUACGGUGCAGAAUUUCUGCAAGAGACAAUAUGUUCAUUCUUAAGUCACACUUUGCAAAGUCAUGGACAGGGAGGCAAAUCGGCAGAGCUUCUGCAAGUGUUAGACGACCUUCAUGCCAGGCUACAUCGUCUCCAACUCCCGGUCAACCGAAAUCUCCAUUCUCUUUGCAUCGGACUUGCAAUGCGUGAUCUAUCGGUACCCGCUAUUAGAAAAUUUCUAGUUGACUACCAGCGCAAGGGUUUCCCGUCUGUGGAUAAUCAGCGAGAGAUCAUGUUGAUAUCCGUUAGCUGUGCUCAACAACUUGACUCAAAAACUUUUGAUGAUCCAAGCUAUGACCACGAUCCUAUGCUUGCAGUUGUUACAGGUGAAGGAGAUAUUUCACCCCAAAACUCCGUGAAGUUGCGUGACAUCUUGCAGUGGACGCCAGCCUCAGAAGAAAGCAUGGGCUAUCUCUAUCUACUAAUAAAGCUUGGGAGUAACGAGGUACUUCGAGCUUGCUGGGCUCAAUUCGUGAAAGAUAUCUCGUCUUCUGGGAGUGGCCACGCUCAAGCCUAUAGAGCGGUGCUAUUACUAGUCCAAAUUGGGCGCUCCGAGACCGCAGCGCAGUUCCUGGAAGAGGUGUCUCAGGUUUCUGGCGACAACCUUCCACAUAUUGCGCAAGUUGGAGCUGGAGCUCUUCAGGCUCUCAUUGACGAUCCUACCGUGGGUGAUGCAUUACCUGAUUUAGUGAGAGGCAAGGACUACCUUGAAUUGCUUGAGGAUUGCCUCCAGAACAUAGACCGGAGGUUGGGUAUACAGUGGAAUUCCGAAAGUCAAAGUCAUUUCAGCACAGCCCCAGAGUCCUCAGACACAAUAUGGGAAGCAUUUGACGAGCAAGCACUGCCUACUCUCGAUCGGCAAUGUAUUGCCGCUGAUCACAUCAACCAACUAUAUGCAGAACUUCAGGUCAAUGGUUGUUCCAAGUCACCAGCUGUAUUGGGAGGUAUUGUGGAUCUGUUGCAUGAUCAUGACGGAAUGUCCCAGGAAAUUAUCACUCAUCACGGUUACGGUGAACUAUACUCUGGAGAAACUCGCUCCGAAUCGGAAUUCCUUGAACUUCGAUGGACUCCGGAGUACUCACCGGUAGAAUUUUCCAAUUCCAGAAUACCGGCGCUACAUGACUCGUCUGUGCCGUGGACUCCAUCUAGACUCGGACUUGUUCGGGCUCGUUUGAUCGUUGAUGGAGUGCCCGAAACGGGAAUCAAUGCCUUACAUUUGAUGCAGCUCGGCUGCAUGGACAUGCGGUAUGGUGUGGAUCAGCCAUGGCAGUCGUCUGGAUACAUUGUUGUAUGGGAUCGUCACCACAAUGACCUCCUGGCUUUGUAUAUCGGAAACAGAAACGGUAAUGGGGUCAUUGAUUGUGGUCCAGCGCCUUCGGAUGGCCUCUUUGGAGCCUUGGUAAAUCUCAAGCUCCCAACGGAUCCUAUAAGGACGAACUUUUGUUCUCUUGGUACCCCUAAGCUUGCUCGAAAUUGCCAUGGGCCUUAUUUCCUGGAUGUAGAUCCAAGUCCCGACUUACAUUAA